AUCAUGAAGAGAUCAAACAUUCAAUGCUACGGUUCAGUGUGCUGCAGUGAUACAACCAUCACGAAAAAGAAGGGGGACACAAUGGCACCACAAUGUCCUAUAUUCAUAAUCUGCCUGAUGCUGAUUCCCAGCAAUAUGGGUCUUCGAAUCAUAAAUUAUAAUUCGAAAAAUAAUUUCAAUAUCCAGGGUCGUGUUAUCGAAAGAAUUGCCAGCGUCGAUUGCCCGCGCGAAGAAUCUACGAAUUUGAACAAUUUGGGCGUCAAAGAGUUUGAUGAAUGUUUCAUCAAUAGCGUAUUCAUAAAAAACGUCAACUUAGCUACGAAUCAGUUAAAAAAGAUACCAAUAAAAUUAUUCGAUUGCGUACAGAAUUUGGAAUGUGUAAACGUGGCUUUUAAUCGCAUCCCAGACGAAGAACUGUUCAAAUUCAGUCAUCAGAAUCUGAAAACCUUGAUUCUCGGUUAUCAAGAUAAUCAAAAUAACACGAUGCCUUUCGGAUCUCUGUCGUCGCAGAUGCAAACAGGAUAUUUUCCAAAUCUGGAAGAUUUGCAUCUGGAUGGGCUGGGUUUAUUGAUAUAUAACUUAAAAUACAGAAAUAUGUUUCCCCAGCUUAAAACAUUAUAUAUAACAGACAACAAUAUUACGAUUGUAAAUACUGAUUUUCUGUGGAAUCUUCCGUCGACUUUGACAAACUUACACUUAGAAAGAAACCGUCUUAAAACGGUGAAUCUGCUCGCCGUGAAGAGCCUCGAGUCUUUAUACUUGGACAAUAAUCCGUACCUUAAGACUCUUCGAUUCGGCGACAUAACAACUCUAUCGUUAAGAAGAUGUUUUCUAUCGAGUUCGUUGGUAAAUGAUUUCAUCAACGACGUCCAUCAGUCUUUAAAAGUGUUAGACUUGUCGGAGAAUUACCUGAAAGAAGUGCCCGAAAAUUUAUUCGUUAAUGCAAAACGAUUAGAUAUUUUAAGUCUGAGUAAUAAUUUGAUAACGACAGUGCCAGACAUCAAAGGAUUGUCGUUUUUGACGAAAUUAUCGUUAAGUCAUAACAGCGUGAAUCGCGUGGAGAAUCUGAUAUCGUCGUCGUUAGAGGUUUUGAAUCUCAAUCAUAAUGAAAUUAGCCUCAUAAUCGAAGCGACGUUCUCGGGGCUGCCUUCGUUGAAGGUAUUAGAUCUGUCGGAGAAUCAGUUGGAAAGCUUGCCCUUUGAGUGGGCGUACGGUUUACAUAAACUCGAGAGUCUGAAUCUCGAUUCGAAUAAGUUUGCGACGUUCGCCGAUAUAUCGGUGGCAUCCGUGACAGAUCUGAGGCAUUUGUACGUGGGAAGAAAUUGCUUUGACGAAAUUCGCGAAACCGAGUUGCAACAGGUACCGGAGGAUUGCACGAUCUACGUGUUAUAAAUUACAAUAUUAUAACAUAACAACGCGGGCGUGGACGGCGGUGUUUCCUUAAGGCGAGGGUUAAAAGAUCGCGGAAAUCUAUGACAGUCCGAUUAGUCGACAUCUCCUGCUCCCUCUUGGAAAUUAUAUCAUUUUUGGGGAACGAGGCUUAGGCUUAAGUUACGGUACGCCGACAUGAUCGCAGCGAUUCGAACGAACGACGAUUUUUCUAUUGUUUUAAUUAUUCUUUUGUAUACAAUAAAGAAUUAGCGUUGUGCAUGUAAAA
Messenger RNA from Megalopta genalis, 1657 nucleotides. Its product is annotated as osteomodulin. The record is from RefSeq and is a predicted model, not a curated record. NCBI's taxonomy places the organism in Eukaryota, Metazoa, Arthropoda, Insecta, Hymenoptera, Halictidae. Gene Ontology annotation, molecular function: protein binding.